Molecule: messenger RNA, 1545 nt
Organism: Annulohypoxylon maeteangense
Lineage: Eukaryota; Fungi; Ascomycota; Sordariomycetes; Xylariales; Hypoxylaceae
Product: HAD-like domain-containing protein
Exons: 3
Coding region: 1-1545 (514 amino acids)
Source: RefSeq, a predicted model, not a curated record
AUGACUUCAAAGUUCAAGGCUAUUAUAUUCGACCUUGGUGGCGUUCUGCUCCAUUGGAACAGUGAAGUUGUCACUGAUCUAUCACCGAGUCAACUUCAAACGAUGAUGGAUUCACCUGUUUGGUUUGACCUAGAAAGAGGACACCUCACACUGCAAGAGGCAUGCCAGAAUCUCAGCAAGCUUGUGGGCAUCGAUGCCCAAACCAUCGAACAUGGUCUCGAUGAAGCCCAACAAUCUCUAGAGGUUGAUACCGACUUAGCCCAAACAGUGAAAGAGCUUCGAGCAUCAGAUGAAAAUUUGCAGCUUGUAGUUAUGUCGAACAUAUCCCAGGAGCAUUUUCGACUUGUACAACGUCUACAUCUACCGUGGUCACUCUUCAACUUUACCUUCGCGUCAGGUGCCGUCGGCAUGAGGAAGCCAGAUCUAUGCUUCUUCCAACAUGUCAUUGAUAAGAUCGGCGUCCAUCCUAGCGAUGUGGUCAUGGUCGAUGAUCGGGUCGAAAACAUUCAUGCUGCUCGAACUAUCGGGAUUCAUGGAAUCUUGGUCGACAGCCGCUCUUCUCUUGAAAUUGGUCAAGUUCUGAAAAACAUGUUAUUCGACUCCGUAUCUAAGGCUCAGAUGUACAUGAAAAACAAUGCUGGUAACCAUAUUAGCAUCGUUGAGGGCCAAAAUUUGCAUAUUAGGGAGAAUUUCUCGCAGCUACUGAUCUGGGAACUAACGGGUGAUGCUGACAUAAUUUUCCUGAAGUGGCCAUCCGGAAAAAUCCAGGAUGCCAGCGUUAUCUCUCAUGGCGCGGCUAGCAUUGGCGACUCUAUCGAUAGAAACGUUGAGAAUGGGCUAUGGAAUUUUUGGUGUGAUCAGCCAGUCCUCACAACCCGAGAGUUCCCAGCUGAUGCAGAUACGACGUCUAUCGCUUAUCUGUCUAUUCCCGCAAACCAUUUCGGAGAGAUGGCAGACGUUCAACUAGUCAUGGAAAAGAUGGCUAUGAAUACCGACUCUGAUGGAAUCCUACAGACAUAUUUCAUAGAGGGCAGACCGAGGACAAGCCCAGAGGUCUGUUGCAAUAUCCUACGCGUCUUCUAUCGUUUCGGUUAUAAGCAGGGAAUUGACCCGCGCACAAAGAAGACCCAGGAGUGGGUAAUUCGAUGUCUCAGAAACAGAUCAUAUGUCAAUGGAACCAGAUAUUACUCUACUCCAGAAGUGUUUCUCUAUCUGGUCACUCGACUAUACGUGGAAUGCAACCAGGAGGCUCUUAGGAAAGAUUUAGGAUAUAUUAAAGAGGCACUACUGGAGCGGAUCAACCUACCGACUAACGCAUUGGCACUUGCCUUACGUAUCUCCGCUUGCCAAUCGAUUGGAAUCGACAAGUUGUGCUAUAAGAAUGACCUUCAAAUCCUUAAGUCCUUACAGGAGGAGGACGGCGGCUGGCCAGCGGGGCAUAUUUACCGCUUUGGAAAGAUAGGGGCUUGUAUCGGAAACCGUGGAUUGACAACGGCUUUGGCAGUCAAGAUCAUCCGUUACGAAAAUGAGCUCAACUCAAAGUAG